UUUCAGAUUCAAAGAAGAAGAGAGGUCUGCUAGGGUUUAUAGAUUCAAUUUCAAUCAACGCCAUUUUCUCAUCUUCUUCCUCUGUUGUAUCUCUGGUUCGCCUAUUCUUGCCGCCACAACACGCAUCAGACGCCGCCGCUCCCUGCGUCCGCCGCCACUCCUCACAGACUCGGAGGAACGAACUAUCAGUAUCAUCACCCUGUUAAAUUUCGCAGAGAAAAAACGAGAACCAGAGCGACCCUUGAUGACACUGAAAUAGGACAACUUUCCUCAACCCCACUUCUUGUUGAGGACGACAAACCCAGCAAGGAAGUAGAGGAAAGUGUAAAAGUGCUAAAAGAUGCAGCUAAGACGAGAAAGGUAGCAGCAGAGAAGGUUCUGUCUGCACUUUCUAUCAUUGAGAAAGCGAAAAUUGAUCCUUCUGGCUUUCUUGAAACCCUGGGAGGCAAUGAAUCCCCUGGGAGGACAUGAAUGCUAAUUUUCACCGCUGAAAUGAACAUAUUUGUAUUAUUUUUUGUUUGCUCGUUCUUUGGCUAGUAGUUUGAUCAUGGCCUUGACAUUUGUUUUCAGUCUAUGGAGUAUGUAGUGAUAAAAUUAUGAUUCUUCCUCAGCUUAAUUUGCUCUGUGCUGCAUUAUUAUGAUUAUUGUUAUUGCUUUGCUCUCACAAAUAUAUUAAUGUUUUUGACGGCUCUGAUAUGUCAAUUCAAGUGAUUCUAGGGUUAUUAUAGUGUCACAAUCAUUCACACUAGAUUGCAGCAUAGCCAUCACGACUUCAUACACAGUUAUGAAUUAUGAUGGGAGCAAGUAAGCUAAAUCUUGGAGACAAACCCAGAGCAAUGAAGCUAGUAGACUAUUCCGUUCAAAAACUAUAUCUUGCGCAGCUUUGGAUGGCUAUUGAAAAAUUCGACAAAAUCAAUCUCUGGAAAGGGUUGCAGAGCUUCAAAGUCCCCUGUGAAUUCAACCUUCAUAAAAAGAUGCUUCACCUCACUUGCCAAUUUCAGCAUUUUACAUAUUGCAUCACAGCUCCACUGGACUCCUCGCAUCGACAGGAACUCCAGAACAUUGAGGUUUCCGAAAUCUAUCAUGUAUACCCUCCCUGGAAACAAUUAACAUGAGUUGAAAGAAAUAUAAGAACAAGAAAACACAGCAGGUAAGAAAAAACUAUAUGUACAAGAAUCACUUAAUAUGGAAAAUUACCCGAACUGUUGGAAAUUGAAAGCUUCUUCAAAUGCCCGGUUUCAGGGACCCUGAUCCAACUACAGCCUUGUACCUCAAGGGAUUCAAUUUUCGGAGAGAUAAGAGAAAGUGAACAGUUUCCCAGACCAUAAAAAUCGUCCUCAUGAAGCUGUUUGAGAUUGAGUCAUACAAGGCAUGGGCAGCUGCAGAACUUGAGCAACAGAAAGAGGUUGAAGAGGCUGAGGUUUCCAUGCAGGAAGCUCAGGACUACCUUGAUUCUAUCACGGAAAGUGCCAUGGACGAGUUCCGGCGCUUCGAAGAGGAGCUUGAGAGCAUGUCAAAGGCUGAAAUGGAGAGCCUAGUUAACACUGCUGAGGGUGCAAGAAAGAUGGGAAAUUUGAUGGAGAAAGCUGCCUCCAUUGCUUCCAAGAAGUAUAUUGAGGCUGCACUCAAUUCAGCCACUGCUUCCAUGAAAUCUGCUUGGAAGGGAAUCUCUUCUGGCAAGGUCCAUCCUUCUUAAAACAUGACAAUAACAAAAUAACCCUCCUAUUGAAAUGUAUUUAGUUAAAAUCUGUAAUAAGAUACUUCUGUUUUAGCCUUUUGUUUUGUUAUCUUCUGUUCUUAUAUUGCUGCUAUAGAAAUUGGAUCAGAAUUGAUGUACCAAAUUUGAUAGGCUGAGAAUUCAUGAUUCAGCCACCAGUGAGAAUGCAAACAGAUUUAAUGUUCAUGACACAUUGAAAAUCCAAUACUUUCAUGGAUGAAUCUGAUAUAACAGUUAGUAGUUAGGUUUAUGAAGCUUAA
Molecule: messenger RNA, 1977 nt
Organism: Arachis duranensis
Lineage: Eukaryota; Viridiplantae; Streptophyta; Magnoliopsida; Fabales; Fabaceae
Exons: 2
Coding region: 1340-1696 (118 amino acids)
Source: RefSeq, a predicted model, not a curated record